AUGACCGACCCCUUUUCUGUCGGAGCUGGUGUUGUCGGGGUCCUCUCCCUCGGCAUCACUGUCUGCCAGGGUCUGUCUGUCUACUACGGGCCCUUCACCCAGUUUGACCGUGAAACCAAGGCUCUCGUCCAAAAGGCAGAAGGUCUCACCUCGACACUCCAACAGCUUGAGACGCUUUUGAACCCACUCCAGAAUCCCCUCAACUCUCCGCCAGACGAGGUGAACCUCGUCACUCAGCGAAUCAAAGAUUGCCAGGAUGAGCUGGAAGGCUUAUCCCACGCACUCACGAAAUGCCGCGGAUGUGAUGCGACAACCGUCAUAGAAAAGAGCGGCUGGUACUAUGCUCGCAAGGCGCUGUAUCCGUUUAAACGAGGGACCCUUAUCUCUUUGACAGAAACCGUGUCCAAUUUACAAUCGAAUCUGGAUACAGCAUUGCUGGUUCUGAAUCUGUACGCUCCUACAUACCUUUUAAAUAAUCCAUUUUCCCAACCGUCAUCUAUACAGGGCAUUAUCCAAACGGCUGGAAGACCAAACCACCCUAACCUUUUCCGUUUCCAAAUCCAUCGCGGCAGGCACUACCGAUAUCUCUACAACCCUGACUCGGAUCGAACAUGGGCAACAACAGAUAUUCCAGGCUAUCCAGAGCUUCCAGAAAGCAGGAGUAUCCAGUCCACAAGCACUACCUCCCGCAACACUACGGUCGCUUUGCAAUCAACAACAAGCCGUCAACCGCCAAGUUCGGAAACACGCCCGACUAAGGCAUGUGCCAAAGUCCAAAACAGCUUCUUGUACAUGUCCACAGUGGUCACCUCGACAUUGGAAGAAGAAAUGACCCUCUUCCAUGGACGAUAUACCUUCUGCAACCGGUUCCUGGGCUUCUUCAUACAAUUCAGCAUGCAUGCUAUCAGUGGAGCGGGUGGCUUUACUAUUCACCCCUUUUUCGAUGUUCGACGGGUGGUACCCGACGAUGCGCCGGCUUUCAAACUGUUGUACGAUUUCUUGCAGUUCCCAAACCUUGAAACGUUAAGCUUAAAUGGUCAUUCAGCGGAUUGCUUUUUGCGCCAGCUGCAAAAACUUUUUGAGGACGGAGGGGCAUCACCAAUGGAUACCCGGUCUGAUGGGAGUACCCUACUUCAUGUGAGCUACUGCGUGCAGGAGGAUAAAGUGCCAAUGCCAAACGCUAAUGAGGCUAUUAGCUUACGAUAUGUAGAUGGCCGGCCAUCCAUGAUGUAG
Messenger RNA from Aspergillus terreus NIH2624, 1233 nucleotides. RefSeq lists its product as uncharacterized. The record is from RefSeq and is a predicted model, not a curated record. NCBI's taxonomy places the organism in Eukaryota, Fungi, Ascomycota, Eurotiomycetes, Eurotiales, Aspergillaceae. The transcript is spliced from 2 exons. The coding region runs from base 1 to 1233 and encodes 410 amino acids.